This is a messenger RNA of Castor canadensis (American beaver), 4743 nucleotides long. The record is from RefSeq and is a predicted model, not a curated record. Lineage: Eukaryota; Metazoa; Chordata; Mammalia; Rodentia; Castoridae.
GUGCUGUGGUUGUGUAAUGUCUGCCCUGCCUCACGGCCACUCCGCCACCACCUCCACCUCCCUUCCAUCCUGGACAAGAUGCCUGCCCCCGGCGCCCUCAUCCUCCUCGCGGCCGUCUCCGCCUCCGGCUGCCUGGCGUCCCCGGCCCAUCCCGAUGGAUUCGCCCUUGGCCGGGCCCCUCUGGCUCCUCCCUACGCCGUGGUCCUCAUUUCCUGCUCUGGCCUGCUGGCCUUCAUCUUCCUCCUUCUCACCUGUCUGUGCUGCAAACGGGGUGAUGUUGGUUUCAAGGAGUUUGAGAACCCUGAAGGGGAGGACUGCUCUGGGGAGUACACUCCCCCCGCGGAGGAGACCUCCUCCUCACAGUCGCUGCCUGAUGUCUACAUUCUCCCGCUGGCUGAGGUCUCCCUGCCAAUGCCUGCCCCGCAGCCUUCACACUCAGACAUGACCACCCCCCUGGGCCUUAGCCGCCAGCACCUCAGCUAUCUACAGGAGAUUGGGAGCGGCUGGUUUGGGAAGGUGAUCCUGGGGGAGAUUUUCUCCGACUACACUCCCGCCCAGGUGGUGGUGAAGGAACUGCGAGCCAGCGCGGGGCCUCUGGAACAGAGAAAGUUCAUCUCCGAGGCUCAACCCUACAGGAGCCUGCAGCACCCCAACGUCCUCCAGUGCCUGGGCCUCUGUGUGGAGACGCUGCCCUUCCUGCUGAUCAUGGAGUUCUGUCAGCUGGGAGACCUGAAGCGAUACCUCCGGGCUCAGCGGCCCCCCGAAGGCCUGUCCCCUGAACUGCCCCCUCGAGACCUGAGGACACUGCAGAGGAUGGGCCUGGAGAUCGCCCGUGGACUGGCGCACCUGCACUCUCACAAUUACGUGCACAGCGACCUGGCGCUGCGUAACUGCCUGCUGACAUCCGACCUCACCGUGCGCAUCGGGGACUACGGGCUGGCGCACAGCAACUACAAGGAGGACUAUUACCUGACACCUGAGCGCCUGUGGAUCCCGCUGCGCUGGGCUGCCCCCGAGCUCCUGGGGGAGCUGCACGGGACCUUCAUGGUGGUGGAUCAGAGCCGCGAGAGCAACAUCUGGUCUUUGGGGGUGACCCUGUGGGAGCUGUUUGAGUUUGGGGCACAGCCCUAUCGCCAUCUGUCAGACGAGGAGGUCCUCGCCUUUGUCGUCCGCCAGCAGCACGUCAAACUGGCCCGGCCAAGACUCAAGCUGCCCUAUGCAGACUACUGGUAUGACAUCCUGCAGUCCUGCUGGAGGCCACCUGCCCAGCGCCCCACGGCCUCGGAUCUCCAACUGCAAUUAACCUACCUGCUCUCUGAGCGGCCCCCCAGACCCCCACCACCUCCACCUCCACCCCGAGAUGGUCCCUUCCCCUGGCCCUGGCCCCCCUCGCACAGUGCACCCCGCCCAGGAACACUGUCUUCGCCUUUCCCCCUUCUGGAUGGCUUCCCUGGGGCCGACCCUGAUGACGUGCUCACGGUCACCGAGAGCAGCCACGGCCUCAACCUCGAGUGUCUGUGGGAGAAGGCAAGGCGGGGAGCUGGCCGAGGUGGGGGGGCACCUCCCUGGCAGCCAGCGUCUGCGCCUCCAGCCCCCCAUGCCAACCCCUCGAACCCUUUUUACGAGGCACUGUCCACACCCAGCGUUCUGCCUGUCAUCAGUGCCCGCAGCCCCUCUGUGAGCAGCGAAUAUUACAUCCGCCUGGAGGAGCACGGCUCCCCGCCCGAGCCCCUCUUUCCCAACGACUGGGACCCUCUGGACCCAGGCGUGCCAGCCCCUCAGGCUCCCCAGGCCCCCUCCGAGGUCCCCCAGCUGGUGUCCGAGACCUGGGCUUCCCCCCUCUUCCCUGCGCCCCGGCCCUUCCCGGCCCAGUCCUCAGCAUCAGGAAGCUUCCUGCUGAGUGGCUGGGACCCCGAGGGCCGGGGCGCCGGAGAAACCCUGGCGGGAGACCCUGCCGAGGUCCUGGGGGAGCGAGGGACCGCCCCAUGGGCCGAAGAGGAGGAGGAGGAGGAAGAAGAGGGCAGCUCCCCGGGGGAAGACAGCAGCAGCCUUGGGGUGGGGCCCAGUCGCCGGGGCCCACUCCCCUGUCCCCUGUGCAGCCGCGAGGGCCCCUGCUCCUGCCUGCCACUGGAGCGGGGGGACGCUGUGGCUGGUUGGGGGGGCCACCCUGCCCUUGGCUGUCCCCACCCCCCAGAAGACGACUCGUCCCUGCGGGCAGAACGGGGUUCCCUGGCCGACCUGCCCCUGGCCCCCCCUUCGUCGGCCCCCCCCGAGUUUCUGGACCCCCUCAUGGGGGCCGCAGCACCCCAGUACCCCGGGCGGGGACCACCUCCCGCCCCCCCCCCGCCGCCACCUCCCCGGGUCCCCGCGGAACCGGCCGCGUCCCCCGACCCCCCGUCGGCCCUGGCCAGUCCAGGCUCAGGCCUGUCGUCACCGGGCCCCAAGCCGGGGGACAGCGGCUACGAGACCGAGACCCCUUUUUCCCCCGAGGGAGCCUUCCCAGGUGGGGGGGCAGCCGAGGAGGAAGGGGUCCCUCGGCCACGGGCUCCCCCCGAGCCACCCGACCCAGGAGCGCCCCGGCCACCCCCAGACCCGGGUCCCCUCCCACUCCCAGGGACCCGGGAGAAGCCAACCUUCGUAGUUCAAGUGAGCACCGAGCAGCUGCUGGUGUCUCUGCGGGAGGAUGUGACAAGGAACCUCCUAGCGGACAAGGGGGCAGCGUCCCGGGGGACAGGACCCAGGAAGGCAGGGAGAGGUCCCGGGAACAAAGAGAAAGUCCCAGGCCUGAGCAGAGACCAGGCAGUCCUGGGCAGCGGGAAGAAAGCCCCGUGCCUGAGCCUCCCCGUGAACGGAGUGACAGCGCUGGAGAACGGGGCCCAGAGAGCCCCGGGCAUCGAGGAGAAGGUGGUCGAGAAUGGGGGCCUGGGAUCCCCAGAGAGAGACGAGAAAGUGCUGGAGAAUGGGGAGCUGACGCCCCCAAGGAGGGAGGAGAAAGCCCUGGAGAAUGGGGAGCUGAGGUCCCCAGAGGCCGGGGAGAAGGUGCUGGCGAAUGGGGGUCCGAUGCCCUCAAAGAGCGAGGAGAAGGCGUCCGAGAAUGGGGGCCCGAGAUUCCCCAGGAGCACGGAGAGGCCACCAGAGACUGGGCCUUGGAGAGCCCCAGGGCCUUGGGAGAAGACGCCCGAGACUGGGGGUCCAGCCCCAGAGACCUCCCUGGAGAGAGCCCCUGCCCACGGCGAGGUGGCCUCGCCCCAGAACGGCUUGGAGACGGUCCCUGGCCCACGUGGCCCAGUCCCCAAGAGCGGGAUGCUGGAACCCGGGACCGAGAGGAGAGCCCCCGAGACUGGGGGGGCGCCGAGAGCCCCAGGGGCUGGGAGGCUGGACCUCGGGAGUGGGGGCCGAGCCCCAGUGGACGUGGGGAUGGUCCCCGGCGGCGGCCCCGGAAGCGACGUGGACGCAAAGGUCGGAUGGGUAGACAGCACGAGGCCACAGCCAUUGCCACCGGAGACCCAGCCGAGGAGGCAGGAGCCAGUGCCCCUGAGAUCCAGGCCGGAGGUGGUCCCCGAGGGAGACCCCGGGGUCCCAGACAACAAGGCCGGAGGAGACAUGGCACCCAGCGGAGACGAGGACCCCCCCAAAUCCGAGAGGAAGGGCCCCGAGAUGCCACGACUGUUCUUGGACUUGGGACCUCCUCAGGGGAACAGCGAGCAGAUCAAAGCCAAGCUCUCCCGGCUCUCGCUGGCGCUACCGCCGCUCACGCUCACGCCGUUCCCGGGGCCGGGCCCGCGGCGGUCCCCGUGGGAGGGCGCGGACGCCGGGGCGGCUGGCGGGGAGGCCGGCGGGGCGGGGUCGCCGGGGCCGGCGGAGGAGGACGGGGAGGACGAGGACGAGGACGAGGAGGACGAGGAGGCAGCGGGCGCGGCGGCGGGGCCGCGGGGCUCCGGGAGGACGCGGGCAGCCCCGGUGCCCGUCGUGGUGAGCAACGCCGACGGGGACGCGGCCCGCCCGCUGCGGGGGCUGCUCAAGUCUCCGCGCGGGGCCGACGAGCCCGAGGACAGCGAGCUGGAGAGGAAGCGCAAGAUGGUCUCCUUCCACGGGGACGUGACCGUCUACCUCUUCGACCAGGAGACGCCAACCAACGAGUUGAGCGUCCAGGGCCCUCCAGAGGGGGACACAGACCCAUCAACGCCCCAAGCGCCCCCGACGCCUCCCCACCCCGCCACCCCCGGAGAUGGGUUUCCCAGCAACGACAGCGGCUUUGGAGGCAGUUUCGAGUGGGCGGAGGAUUUCCCCCUCCUCCCCCCGCCCGGGCCCCCCCUGUGCUUCUCCCGCUUCUCCGUCUCGCCUGCGCUGGAGACCCCGGGGCCCCCCGCCCGGGCCACCGACGCCCGGCCCGCAGGCCUCACCCCAAAUGCCACUUCCUCGCUGACACCCCCAUCUUGGGUCCCCCACGAGGACAGGGUGGGGUGCAUCCAGGAUGUAGGGACACUGGCCAAAUGGCCCCGUGGAGAACUGACUCCCCAAAGACCUGAACCCCCAGCACCCCCAGAAGAGAUGUUGAGAGUAGAAUCCUGUGUGGAUGAAGGGGUCACUGAUACCGCUGCAGAUGCCACCGCCUCCGGGGAGGCCCCUGAGACUGGGCCCUCCCCCUCCCCCACCACGUGCCAAACGGGAGGCCCCGGUCCCCCUCCUCCAAGUCCCCCGGAUGGCUCCCCCGAUCCCUCGGACCCCCUCGGUGCCACAUGA